Molecule: messenger RNA, 2093 nt
Organism: Sorex fumeus (smoky shrew)
Lineage: Eukaryota; Metazoa; Chordata; Mammalia; Eulipotyphla; Soricidae
Gene: NXN
Product: nucleoredoxin
Exons: 8
Coding region: 87-1424 (445 amino acids)
Molecular function (GO): thioredoxin-disulfide reductase (NADPH) activity
Source: RefSeq, a predicted model, not a curated record
CGCCGCCGCUCGCGCCAGCCGCACGGACCAGGCUGCGGGGUCGCCAACGCCUGCGCGCCCGCGUGCCGGGGCUGCGGUGGGCCAGGAUGUCGGGCUUCCUGGAGGAGCUGCUCGGCGAGAAGCUGGUGACGGGCGGCGGCGAGGAGGUGGACGUGCACUCGCUGAGCUCCCGCGGCAUCUCGCUGCUCGGGCUCUACUUCGGCUGCAGCCUGAGCGCCCCCUGCGCGCAGCUCAGCGCCAGCCUGGCCGCCUUCUACGGCCGCCUGCGGGGGGACGCGGCGGCGGCGGCGGCGGCGGGGCCGGGGGCCGGGGCCGGGCCGGGGCCGGGGCCGGGGGCCGGGGCCGCCGCCGAGCCCGAGCCGCGCCGCCGCCUGGAGAUCGUCUUCGUGUCCUCGGACCAGGACCAGCGGCAGUGGCAGGACUUCGUGCGGGACAUGCCGUGGCUGGCGCUGCCCUACAAGGAGAAGCACAGGAAGCUGAAACUGUGGAACAAAUAUCGAAUUUCCAACAUUCCAUCCCUCAUAUUCCUUGACGCCUCCACCGGGAAGGUGGUGUGCAGGAAUGGUCUGCUGGUGAUCCGCGAUGACCCCGAAGGUCUGGAGUUUCCCUGGGGACCCAAGCCCUUCCGGGAAGUCAUUGCGGGACCCUUGCUGAGGAGCACCGGGCAGUCCCUGGAGAGCUGCAGCCUGGAGGGCUCCCACGUGGGCGUCUAUUUUUCUGCGCACUGGUGCCCUCCCUGCCGGAGCCUCACCCGCGUGCUGGUGGAGUCCUACCGGAAGAUCAAGGAGGCAGGCCAGAAGUUUGAGAUCAUCUUCGUGAGUGCGGACAGGUCCGAGGACUCGUUCAAGCAGUACUUCAGUGAGAUGCCCUGGCUUGCUGUGCCCUACACCGAUGAGGCCCGGCGCUCUCGCCUCAACAGGCUUUAUGGGAUCCAAGGCAUCCCCACCCUCAUCGUGCUGGACCCACAGGGGGAGGUGAUCACGCGGCAGGGCCGGGUGGAGGUGCUCAACGACGAGGACUGCCGCGAGUUCCCCUGGCACCCCAAGCCCGUGCUGGAGCUCUCCGACUCCAACGCCGCGCAGCUCAACGAGGGCCCCUGCCUCGUCCUCUUCGUAGAUUCCGAGGAUGAUGGUGAGUCGGAGGCAGCCAAGCAGCUGAUCCAGCCCAUAGCUGAGAAGAUCAUCGCCAAGUACAAAGCCAAAGAGGAGGAGGCCCCGCUCCUGUUCUUCGUGGCUGGGGAGGACGACAUGACCGACUCCCUGCGGGACUACACCAACCUGCCCGAGGCCGCGCCGCUGCUCACCAUCCUGGACAUGUCCGCCCGGGCCAAGUACGUGAUGGACGUGGAGGAGAUCACGCCCGCCGUCGUGGAGGCCUUUGUGAAUGACUUCCUAGCAGAGAAGCUCAAACCGGAGCCCAUCUAGGGCUGCUGCAGGCGCUAUUUAAAACUGUCUCCUCCCCCUCUUCCUCCUCCUCUUCCUCCUCUCUCCCCGUCCCUCCUCCCUGGGCCUUUCCAGCGGGUCCUAAAUCACACAACCCAAGUGUCCGACUUCUCUGCGGUGCCUUGUUCUCUGCAUUAACUCCUCAGCUAGCACCCCCCUGGGCGGCGCCCCUUCUGAGCAGCAGAAGAACCCCCAUAUCUGGAGACUCUGCUUGGGACUCGGGGGGCUGCCGGAAUCGGGCCCGCGUUGCUCUGUCACGCCUUGGUGCUCUGGCUCUGCCUCUGGUGUGGAGAGCCGGGGAAGGGCUGAGACUGCCUCUCCUCGGCCUCCCAGGUGACGGGGUCUGGCUUGGCCGGAGCAGCCGGUCCCCAGGUGCCACAUCUCUAGGGAAGUGUGUGCCCUUCUCGGAGAAGAAAGGGUCUUGGGGCACGGUGCAGCUGGGAACAGUUUCCUGAGCUCCUGCCACGUGAUAAGUUUCUCAUCCCUUUCACCUCCUUUUCUUCCUUGCUCAUGACCUCCUCCAAGUUUCUGCCUACUCAUACGAAUAGCCCCUACGGCCUUGGAAUUUGUGUUAAUAAAUUCUUCCUUCUGAUCCUCCCCCCAAGAAGAGGCACUCAACCCAAUUCUUAGAGGUGUUCCACCUGCCAGCAC